GAAUAUUAAGAGCGAAUUACUACACGAAACCUUUCCUGGUAAUGAAAAGAUAGACAGUAAAUAUGAUCAAGCUAUUGCAGUACAUAAAGAAAAUGGUGUAGAAAUUAAGAAGAUGGCUGAUCAUGAGAAGAGUAGUUUAAAUGGGACUGAGAAUUUUUCUUUAAGCAAGUCACUUGAUAUUUCAAAAGAACAAAAUCCCGAAGCCAGGAAGUAUUUCGCGCGUGAUAUGAGCGUAAAGGGUGUAGACUGCAUGGAAAUAAUAAGAAAAAAUAAAAAUGAAAUAGACAGAGCACUGAGGAGAUCAGAAAUUUUAAAAAGAAAUAAAGUGUCUGAUCUACAAUAUACAGAAAAAACUAACAACUGUGCUGCUUUUAUUGCAGACAGAGGAUAUAUAACAAACCAUUUAACCGAAGAAGAGAAAAACUUUCCUGUAGCAUACAGCAUUCUGAUGUAUAAAAACGUUGAGCAAUUUGAACGACUUUUACGUGCAAUUUAUAGACCACAAAACAUAUACUGUAUACAUGUGGACUCUAAGUCUAAUAGUAGGUUAUACCAAGCGGUCUCCGGUAUUGCAAACUGUUUCGACAAUGUUCAUUUAUUACAGAAAAGAAUUAAUGUUCGAUGGGGAUAUAUGUCGGUACUUGAACCCGAACUAUUAUGUAUGAAAGAACUAUGGAAGAGAAGCAAAACAUGGAAAUAUUUCAUAAAUUUGACGGGGCAGGAAUUUCCACUGAAAACAAAUUACGAGCUGGUGCAAAUUUUAAAAGCUUACAAUGGAGCAAAUGAUGUUGAAACAACCGUGAAAAGAUUUCAAGGACGGUGCCAAAAUACUAAGGCAGGACCCCCGCAUGGAAUACAAGUAGCUAAAGGUGCUCUCCAUAUCGCCGUAAACAGGGGUUUCGUUGAUUACAGUUUACAUGACAAAAGAGCACGUGAUAUUCUAGCGUGGAUGAACGUUUCUUGCUGGAUCCCUGACGAAGUUUAUUUUUCAACGCUAAAUCAUAAUCCUCAUCUGGGGGUGCCUGGUUCAUAUAAAGGACAUCCGGAGACAACAAGGUUACCUGCCAGGAAAAAACCGUAUCUAGCACGUUUUAAGAACAGAGUAAAAUCUGACACUUACAGAUACCCAUGUCAUGGGAAAGUGGUUAGAGGCAUAUGUAUUUUCGGAAUAGGAGACGUACCAAUGUUAUCUAAACGCAAAGAACUUUUCGCAAAUAAAUUCCAUUUAGAUUACCAAACUGUCGCAUAUGAGUGCAUGGAGGAACUUAUAUUUAAUCGCACUCGUGAUGAAUACCUAGGAACGCGGGUGUAUAACGCCAACUGGUAUUCAAAGUUAGGGUUUGUGUCAAAGAAAAUAGAUUUAUAACAAAUUAACCAGAUUCGUCCCUAUCGUUCACAAAUGAAAUGUUCAGCUUUUAUGAUGUCUGUGAUAAAUCUAGGUUAAAUGUUGAAACAAGAUAGUGAAAUAUGAAAUACAAAUCACAUGUGUAAAGAUAUAUCAAGGAGAAGAACCUGCUAUAUGUUCUUAUCUUUCAACUCACAAGAUGACACAAUAACAUGCCUAAAAAUGGGCCAUCAACAGAAAUCAACAAGAGUAAUGCGCAUUUAUGCCGCCAUAUUAGCGCUUUGUGAUGAACCUAGUACGUCAACAAGCCGCACGUGAGCAUUUAAUGACUGCAGGCGGAAUGAUAACUGGUUGAUAUGUCUGUAGGCCUAUAUGUUUUAAAUGAAAAGUUACGUUACAAUUAAUACAUAAGUAUAACUGCAUCGAAUGUAUUUAACAAAGCAUAUUGAGCCUUUGCCAGUCUAUGAACAUACAACUGAUAUCAUACAUCCAUUUAAAUUACAUUAAAAUGCUUUGAGAAGCCAUCUUUGUAAUGAUACUUGUAACUCCUAUAAUAAACAAACACAAUUUGAACGAAUAAUAAAUGUUCUUUCUAAAAUUUCUACGAAACGUGUGAAAACGGAUUGACCCAAGUUGAAAAAAAUAUUCCAACUUGGAUCUUCUUAUUAGAAAUAUAUUUUGAAGAGAUUUCCAUCAGUUCUUUUGAAUUUCCAAUUUUGCAAACUGUUGGAUGGCGCAUUUCACAAUAUGCAAAGUUAAUGCGACGAAUUUUUAUUUUUAAAAAGUAAUACAGAAUGAAUUGCGCGGCUGUCUCAUCUUACGCACACAGGUUAAGAAAUAUACACUAAUGAAAGUUAACUGUUACAUGUACUACAUAUCUAAACAUGCAUUUAAAAUGUUAAUAUACUUUAAAUUUACUGUUUAUCACGUUUUGUAAUCACAAAGAAUUUUUAUGAUGAAAUAAAAUGUU
Molecule: messenger RNA, 2315 nt
Organism: Mercenaria mercenaria
Lineage: Eukaryota; Metazoa; Mollusca; Bivalvia; Venerida; Veneridae
Product: beta-1,3-galactosyl-O-glycosyl-glycoprotein beta-1,6-N-acetylglucosaminyltransferase-like
Exons: 3
Coding region: 113-1366 (417 amino acids)
Cellular component (GO): membrane
Molecular function (GO): acetylglucosaminyltransferase activity
Source: RefSeq, a predicted model, not a curated record